Messenger RNA from Hyaena hyaena (striped hyena), 725 nucleotides. RefSeq names its product nuclear receptor 2C2 associated protein (gene NR2C2AP). NCBI's taxonomy places the organism in Eukaryota, Metazoa, Chordata, Mammalia, Carnivora, Hyaenidae. Bases 274 to 693 code for a protein of 139 amino acids. The transcript has 5 exons. The record is from RefSeq and is a predicted model, not a curated record.
UUGCGCGGUGUUCUCGUGGUUCCGGGUCCUGUUCUGGUUCUCCAAGCUGUUCGCCGAGAGACAGAAGCUCGGAAGUCCGAGCGACCGCCGGGAACCCACAGGAAACCUGUUUCCCUUCCUUGAACUCGCUGUGAGAGUUUAGCCGCGGCAGUUUCUUUGAAGCUCUUGGAGACUCUGAGGCGUGGUCAAGGUCGCGCGUCUGUGGCUGCGUUGGCUCCGGAAUACGCACACCGGCUACACCAGCUGAGCCCUGCGAGGCUUUGCGGAGCCGAGAUGACCCACUCUUUGGUUUGUCCAGAGACAGUGAGCAGGGUGAGUUCAGUGCUGAAUCGCAACACUCGGCAGUUUGGAAAGAAGCAUUUGUUCGACCAGGAUGAGGAAACGUGCUGGAACUCGGACCAGGGCCCCUCUCAGUGGGUGAUACUAGAGUUUCCCCAGCGCAUCCGUGCCUCCCAGCUGCAGAUCCAGUUCCAGGGGGGUUUCUCCAGUCGCCGGGGCCACCUGGAAGGUUCCCAGGGGAGUGAGGCUCUUAGCAAGAUUGUGGACUUCUACCCUGAGGACAGCAACUCACUUCAGACCUUCCCUGUGCCAGUUGCUGAGGUGGACCGGCUGAAGGUGACAUUUGAGGACGCCACUGACUUUUUUGGCCGAGUUGUCAUCUACCACCUGCGUGUGCUGGGGGAGAGGGCGUGAGGCCACUGGGUAGCUGACACCUCCAGGAAGCC